Ilex paraguariensis (yerba mate) is the source of this 1433-nucleotide messenger RNA. NCBI's taxonomy places the organism in Eukaryota, Viridiplantae, Streptophyta, Magnoliopsida, Aquifoliales, Aquifoliaceae. The record is from the annotation of a GenBank genome assembly.
UUCGACCACCGUCUAUCAAGAGAGAGUGCGAUAGAGAGAGUGUGUGUGUGUGUGUCACUCGGUCACAGAGCGUUGGAAUGUCGAUUCUUCAAGUCAGAGUCCCGCUAUCUUCUUAUUCUUUUCUACUCUCUUCGCGAAUUAAUCUCCAAAUUCCCUCCAAAUCUUUUUCUUCACUCUCACAUUUCUCGAAUCCAAAUGAUUUUCAUUCACACCUGAAGAACUCCCGAGCUUUCGGCACUUAUAGUAAGAGAAUCGAUGUUUUGAGAGAGGCAACAGUUGCUAAUUCAAGAAUCAGUUGCUCUGCCAAGGUUGAGGAGCUAAAUGAGAGCUCUGAUAUUGUGAAAGAGAAAAGCGUCUCCGUCAUUCUUCUCGCUGGAGGGAAGGGUAAAAGAAUGGGCGCGAGCAUGCCAAAGCAGUAUCUUCCACUUCUUGGCCAACCAAUUGCUAUGUAUAGUUUCUACACUUUAUCAAGCAUGCCUGAAGUGAAGGAAAUUGUUGUAGUUUGUGAUCCUUCUUACGUGGACAUUUUUGAAGACACAAAAGAGAAAAUCGAAGUGGACCUUAAAUUUGCAUUGCCCGGAAAGGAGAGACAAGAUUCUGUAUAUAGUGGACUCCAGGCAGUUGAUUUAAACUCUGAACUUGUAUGUAUCCAUGAUUCUGCAAGACCUCUGGUAUCAUCUGCGGAUGUAAAGAAGGUUCUAAAAGAUGGUUGGCAGAUUGGUGCAGCUGUGCUCGGUGUUCCUGCUAAAGCUACUAUCAAGGUGGUAAAUAGUGAAUCUUUUGUAGUAAGAACUCUGGACAGGAAAACCCUCUGGGAAAUGCAAACUCCACAGGUCAUCAAGCCAGACUUGCUUAAGAGGGGGUUUGAGCUUGUCAAUAGAGAAUGCCUUGAAGUCACUGAUGAUGUUUCCAUUGUGGAGCACCUUAAACAUCCUGUAUACAUCACAGAAGGAUCUUACACCAACAUCAAGGUUACAACCCCGGAUGAUUUAGUACUUGCAGAACGGAUAUUACAUGCUACCUCAGAGUCAUCUUAGCAAAAUUUCUCCUCUUAUGGCUGCAAAUUUCAAUCACUGUCCUUGGUUAUGGAACAAUUACAGAAUCUGAUAUUUCCGCUUGGACAUCGGUUGCAACUGCCGUCAACAUCCAUCUUCAACAUCUUACUUUCCGGACCUUUCAAAUUGGGUUGAAAUUCAGAGUGAAUAUCAGCCACCAGUGCAAACUCCAUAGCCUUGUUUUCACGCACAGAAGUUGCAAAUGAUGCAGUGAAGUUAUGACCAAAUGUUUAGUACCCUCAAGUUGAGGUUGUAUUAGGCCAAAUUUCACCGUCUAUAGUUCAGUUAAUCUGUGAAGGAUUGUACACGAGAUGUUGAGUCAUACCUUUUAUUUUUUCGAUCCUUUUGGUCUUGGAGUGAAUACUUUUUUUUUUUUCU